CUCUGGCGGCCCACAUUUAUUUUACCGACGAGGAGGUGGAAAUCAUAUGAUAUUUUACCUGUGCCUACACAUUGUGCUAAUAAUCAGUAAUAACAACAUUGUUGCACUGUUAAUAGAACAAAAGCUGUCUUACUGUUUUAUUUGAUUCACGCCGAACUUUUAGAAGCGGUUAGUGUGCGUUCGGAACCUGCUGGUCCCCAGGUCUACCUGAUGAGUAUGAGCCUGACUACAGAGCCCUCUAAUGAUGGCCCCACUGUUACUGAAGCUGCCCCAUCAGAGAGCAAAAUGGCAUCACCUGAGAAGAAAGAGAAGAAGCCAGAAGAUGUAGCAGAGGAAGAGGAGGAGGAAGAAGAAUAUGUGGUGGAAAAGGUGUUGAAUCGGCGAGUGGUGAAAGGGAGAGUGGAAUACCUUCUGAAAUGGAAAGGUUUCUCAGAUGAAGAUAACACGUGGGAGCCUGAAGACAACUUGGACUGUCCGGAUCUGAUUGCAGAGUUUCUGCAGUCCCAGAAAUCAGCACAUGAGGGAAAGAAGAAGGCAGCCGGUGAUGCAGAUGGAGAUGAAAGCAAAUCGAAGAAAAAAAAAGAUGACAUAGAGAAGUUAAGGGGCUUUGCUCGAGGUUUGGAUCCAGAACGGAUUAUCGGUGCCACAGAUUCCACGGGAGAGCUCAUGUUCCUCAUGAAAUGGAAAAAUUCAGAUGAAGCUGACCUUGUACCAGCAAAGGAGGCCAACGUGAAGUGUCCGCAGGUGGUUAUUUCCUUCUAUGAAGAACGACUUACUUGGCAUUCAUAUCCUACUGAAGAUGAGAAAAAGGAUGACAAGAACUAACAUGGGACUGAGGUAUGAGAAGAACAAACUGUAGUUUUGAACUUCAAUGUAGUUUCAACAGAUGGGGCAAGCAAGAAGCCACUGGAUCAUCAUUUUGUCUUGAUGAAGCAUUUCUUUUUGUUUUAUCUGGAUAUAAUCUAAAUGUGUGUAUAUAUUCUUCAUGUGUGAUUGUUAAAACUCAGCCAAAAAUAAAUGUAAAUUACAGUGUUAAUUUCCAUCUGGGAGGCUCAUGAAGGACAUUUUGUCAGAAACAUUUGUGACCUAUGAAGGUAACACUGACCACAGUAAAUGGACUACAUUUA
This is a messenger RNA of Thalassophryne amazonica, 1127 nucleotides long. RefSeq names its product chromobox homolog 1b (HP1 beta homolog Drosophila) (gene cbx1b). Gene Ontology annotation, molecular function: chromatin binding. Gene Ontology annotation, biological process: negative regulation of transcription by RNA polymerase II; chromatin organization. Bases 211 to 825 code for a protein of 204 amino acids. Gene Ontology annotation, cellular component: pericentric heterochromatin; nucleus. The transcript has 6 exons. Lineage: Eukaryota; Metazoa; Chordata; Actinopteri; Batrachoidiformes; Batrachoididae. The record is from RefSeq and is a predicted model, not a curated record.